GAGAUAUGUCUAAAAUAGUGAAGUUACAUGAACGUAAAAAUUAAAUUACGACAAUUUUAAAGUGUAUAUAGUUAUUGGUUGUGACUAUAUUUGAUAAUUCAUUUAUAAUAUCUAUUAAGUAUUAAUAGAACAAACAGAUGGAGUCAACGGACGAAAAAUUUUCUGCUCAAUGGGCACUUGAUCUUCUUGAACCUUCACCAUUUGAUCUUUCAAAUAAUAUUUUGAAAUAUUAUCAAGUGCCCAUAUUUACAUUUACUUUUGGAACUGUAAUUCCAUUUGUGAAUAAGCUAAGAGGCUUACCUAUGAUGAUGAAUAAACCAUAUACUAUAUUCGGAGCAAUAUUGGGUACUUUUUGUGGAUACGUGGUCACGAAUAUAGCAGAAUAUAGAUUUGCAAGAAGAGAUGCAGAGAUGAGAGAAUAUAUAAAACAACAUCCAGAAUAUUUUCCUGAACCUGAAAAUAGGAAAUAUGCAGAUCUUUUUUUUCCAUGGCAUCCAUCACGUUAAAAGGUUGACUUUUCUGAAGUAAUAUAAUGUUUUAUAGCAAU
This is a messenger RNA of Eufriesea mexicana, 547 nucleotides long. RefSeq names its product NADH dehydrogenase (ubiquinone) B14.5 B subunit (gene ND-B14.5B). Gene Ontology annotation, biological process: mitochondrial electron transport, NADH to ubiquinone. The coding region runs from base 138 to 506 and encodes 122 amino acids. The transcript has 3 exons. Gene Ontology annotation, cellular component: mitochondrial inner membrane; respiratory chain complex I. Lineage: Eukaryota; Metazoa; Arthropoda; Insecta; Hymenoptera; Apidae. The record is from RefSeq and is a predicted model, not a curated record.